AUGUCCAUAAUGAUGGGCACUACCUCGGGCGUUGAGGAAUCCUAUCAGCGUGCACAGGACAUGAUAAACCAAGUGACGAAAAACUUGAAAGAUGGAUUUGAAAAAACCUCGACGUCAUUUAUGCAGAAAAGUCUCGCUGGUCAUUCAAAGCAUAGUAUUCAUGCUAGAUUGACGCGGCUUUAUUUUGAAGAGUUGUCCAAAGUACCACAUGCGACGCCUGAUUCUGUUUUGUGUAAUUUAGAAAAUGAGUGUGACCUACUUGGUAGACUUGUACAAAGAGAAGGUUUACAUACGCUUAUUGUUAAUCUUUAUUCCGGUAAUAAAGGAUACUCAUUAGCUGUAAGAAAUAACAAUAAAAAUGAUUUUGAUAAAAACUCAUUCGCCGAAACCCAACUAAUGGGUUACGAACAAGGCGAAUUGCUAUCAUGCAUCGACAACGGGCAACUACCAUCAUCCUUAGCAGAACAAUUGGAGUACACAAAUUCUCAUCUCUUCUACGACGGGUGUAUAAUCGCAGAAGUAAGAGACUACCGUAAAAAUUUAUUUCACGGUAAAGCAGAGGUUCAUCACGUAUUACUUAAACCAACGACUCAGAGCAUCUUAACCGACAUAACAACUCUAACAAGCGACGGAGAUUGGAGCCACGAAGACCGUCUUCUACUCGAGUCACGUCUUCUUCAAGUAACUCAGGGCCCUUUGUGCCUAGACCCGGACCCAGCGCCGACAAUAGCUGCUGCCCGGGUCCGUUCCUCAAGGUCCAUCUGCACAGACACGACUCUCCAGCGACAGGCGAAGAAAUUCUCUCAAGUGACCGUAAAUCGUAAAAGAAAACUGGAACAACUGUCAUCAGCGAACGACGGAAUAACCAUCCAAGAUCUGAUGCAGCGUGUGCGUGUCAAGCGUGGCCAGUUACUUUCUACAUCUUGUCCCGCACCGCAGUUGAUAAGUCCGCCGUUACUGCCGCCAUCAUCGCCGAUAGAUGUUCUUACAUACGCGAAAGCGUACGAGCGCCCGCGUGAAACAAAAGACUGCUUACCAAUAUUAAUUGAAGAAUAUAUCCUCGAGACUGAACGCGGACAAGGCCGCGUCUAUCACAUAAAGCUGUCGAUCCUCCAGCGACCAUCAAACUCAGAAUAUCUCGGUGAGCUUUACGUUGAUCGGGAUUACCGCGAGGGGGAGCGCAACGGUUCUGCCUGUCGCUUCACUCUUGGAACCCGCGUGCAAGCGAACCAUUACAUGCAGCAGUUUACCGAGAUAUUCACCGAGGAAGGCCGGAAAAAUGUUCGCAUAAAACAUGUCGUGCCAGGACAACCAGCAAGGGUAACCUGUACCCCUGGAUUGCAGCGCCACCAAGCGGCUCAAGCUGCCCAGGCGGCGCUGGCUGCUCAAAUCCAAGCGCAGAACGCCGCUGCGCAGAUAAUAUCACGUGCUCAGGGACAACUCAACAAUUUAGGGCAAGUUAUUAAGAUAAAUGAUGACCAGCAAGUUCAAGUUCAGCCGCAGGUUCAGGUUCAGCAGCAAAACGGCGUCGAUGAUAGCCAAGUUAAUGGCUCGGGGAUUCUCGUGUUCCAGAAGUCGGUCAACAAUGCCCAGAAAGUUCCGGUUCUGCAGGCUGCGCUAGCAGCGCCGUCUCACGGGGAAACGAGCCAGGAUGUUGGGUACAAGAAACACUCUAACCCGGCGAUAAACGCUUUAGUGACGUCGCUGAUGAACUCUGCUCAGCAAUUCCAGCAGAAUCAACAAGCCGCUGCGGCUGCUGCUGUUCUUAAUAACAAUAAUGUUAAUGUACUUCAGCAGCAGAUCCAGGUGCCUCAGGUGUCCCAGGUCCAGGUGCCGCAGAUCCAGCAGCAGGUGCCCCAGGUUCAGGUUCAGCAGAAGAAUAACAAUGCAGCUAUUCUGAGUCUGCUGAACAGUCCGAAUUGUAAUCAACAAAAGACUCGCAGGAUAUCAUUGAACGCUUCGAUACCCCAGCGAAUGCUGGGAACUGGUAACGUGAUAACGGUCCCGAACACCUCGGGACAGGUUAGAGUAAGUUUUAGCUCUGCGUUGACGAGCCAGUUUGCCAAGCAGCAGCAACCGGUUAAAGCUACGGCUGUGAGGCUAGCAAGAGUUCAGGAUAACACUUCCGCGCUGGGAUUGGCGAUGCCGGGACUCCACGCUCUCCUGGCGGGGACUCCGUCUGCUGAUAAUCCAUUGCCAAACAUCAACAAUGCGAGCUCGUUGUUAGAGAGAUUGACGAGUCAAGGGAGCGCACCGGCUAGUCCAAUGACCUCUCCUCCACCGGCGGCUGCUACGCAGGGAGUUAUCCAGGGUGUUAAUUUAACUAGUCUACCUAAUACUAUCAACGGAUUGCAGAAUGUACAGGUUUCUUUUCCUGGUUUGAGUUCUCCUAUUACGAUGCCUAUCAAUGUUUCGGCUGCUACGGCUUCGGUUACGCCCUCAGGGGUCAUUGUUUCGCUCCCGAUCUCGUCGGCUACCAAUAUUUGUACUACUGUUUCUAGUAUGGUCGCCGCUACAGUUGCUGUUACUACAGCAGGUGCAGGAUCCAAUCCUACUGUUGUGAUAGCUAAUCCUGCCAAUACUCAUUUAUCAUUGCCAAUAGUUGGUAUUUCAGCUCAAAUAAUACCAUCAGGUGUAAAAAAUAUAACACAUCAAAAUAUACGUAAUACUAGUGCUGUAACACUUUCUCAGGGUGGACAAGCAAUACAAUUAGUGGGAUCACAAAGACCGCGUCUUAAUCAAUUAACACGACAAGUACAAGCUAAUCAAGUUAAAUCGACAGUUCUUCCUAAUCAAUUGGUAACUGUUGCUAAAACAGUUACUGCUAGCCAAUUGAUAUUAUCUGGUAAUAAACAGGUGUUAACUCCAAUAAUGGCAUCAAAACCAGUGCUUAUGGCGACUCAAGCGACGCCGUCUUCCCAAGCUGUACCUGCAAACAAACAUACACUCCUUACUAAAUCACUGCACGCGCGUGCUAAUGUUAAUAAUCAAAUAGUUAAUCAACAGACUCAGGGCAUUAAUGUUGCCAGUAUAUCACAACAACAGUUACAACAAAUCCAACAAUGUUUAGCAGCACAACAAAAAGCUGCUGUUGCUGCUAGUAAUUCUCCAAAUAGAAGUCAAAUUCAAUCACGAAAUUCUGCAUCGUCAACGCCCGGAGACGAAUCACUUUGA
Cotesia congregata is the source of this 3174-nucleotide messenger RNA. The record is from the annotation of a GenBank genome assembly. Lineage: Eukaryota; Metazoa; Arthropoda; Insecta; Hymenoptera; Braconidae.